Polistes canadensis is the source of this 3254-nucleotide messenger RNA. Its product is annotated as F-box/LRR-repeat protein 2. Gene Ontology annotation, biological process: SCF-dependent proteasomal ubiquitin-dependent protein catabolic process. The record is from RefSeq and is a predicted model, not a curated record. The transcript is spliced from 9 exons. Gene Ontology annotation, molecular function: protein binding. Gene Ontology annotation, cellular component: SCF ubiquitin ligase complex. Bases 226 to 1764 code for a protein of 512 amino acids. NCBI's taxonomy places the organism in Eukaryota, Metazoa, Arthropoda, Insecta, Hymenoptera, Vespidae.
AACAACACGUCUUGGAUCCCGCUAACCCCCACAUAAGCAUUGGUGGUAAAGAGAAAAAGGUGCGCGAGCAUCGUUCGGUAGACUCAGCCAGCCAUUUCUCUCGUUAAGCGUAGCAACGCGCAAGAGAAAGAGGCUCGUCGGUUAAAAGGUGUAAUUGUUUUUUAUUUAAACGUAUUAAGGUGCGGGUUAACCCGGAAAUUUUGCAAAAUAACGCGACGCAAAAGGAUGAUACACUCCGGGCGAACGAGGCUCGAGAAAAAAGUAAGUCGAGUGGGAGUAGGAGGAGGGGGUCAGAUUGUCCAAGGACUUCAAUCGGUCACCGAUACUGGAACCGGAAGUCAAUGGUGGAGACAACAGCACCCAUCCUAUCAUUAUAACCAUUAUCAUCAUCAGGGUGGUUAUUACACAUCGCAAUCGCAUAAUCACAACAACCCUGUCACUACCAUGAAGCAAUCCUAUAUGCAGUUUAAAUAUCAUUUAUUUCAGUUAACGUGGGUUUUACACGACGACGAGGCGCAGAUUAACAAAAAACUGCCAAAGGAAUUGUUAUUAAGAAUCCUCUCGUAUCUCGACGUUAUAUCUUUAUGCCGAUGUGCCCAAGUAAGUAAAGCAUGGAACAUAUUGGCCCUCGAUGGUUCCAAUUGGCAAAGGAUCGACCUUUUUGAUUUUCAACGAGACGUGGGGGAAUCAGUAAUAAAAAACAUUUCGAAUCGUUGCGGCGGAUUUCUUCGACAAUUGUCAUUGAGAGGAUGUCAAAGUAUCGGAGACGAAUCUAUGCGUUUAUUAGCCAGUUCUUGUCCCAACAUCGAGGAACUUAAUCUGAGUCAGUGUAAGAAAAUCUCGGAUUCAACUUGUGAGGCCCUCAGCAAACGUUGUCGAAAGCUGCAACGAUUAAAUUUGGAUUCAUGUCCGGAAAUAACAGAUCUUUCGUUGAAAGAUCUAUCGGAUGGUUGUACUCAUUUAACACACAUCAAUCUGUCAUGGUGCGAAUUACUUACCGACAAUGGAAUCGAAGCAUUGUCAAGGGGAUGUACAUCAUUACGUAACUUUCUAAGUAGGGGUUGUCGUCAAUUGACAGACAAAGGUGUCAAAUGUUUGGCCGAAUAUUGUCGACAUCUUGAAGCGAUUAAUCUACACGAAUGCAGGAACAUAACAGACGACGCUGUAAGAGAGUUAAGCGAAAAGUGUCCAAAAUUACAUUACGUUUGUAUAUCGAAUUGUCCUAAUUUAACGGAUGCAUCUCUCAUAACUUUGGCUCAACACUGUCCACUUCUUAGUAUUCUCGAAUGCGUUUCUUGCACGCACUUUACCGACGCAGGUUUUCAAGCUCUCGCGAGAAAUUGCAGAUUACUCGAAAAGAUGGACCUCGAAGAGUGCCUUUUAAUAACAGAUGCCACCCUUAUACACCUGGCUAUGGGUUGUCCAAGAUUAGAGAAGCUGAGCCUGUCCCAUUGCGAGCUGAUCACUGACGAAGGGAUUCGGCAGCUUGCUCUUUCACCGUGUGCUGCGGAACACUUAGCGGUAUUAGAACUGGAUAACUGUCCUCUGAUAACGGACGCCAGUCUCGAUCAUCUUUUACAGGCCUGCCACAAUCUAGAACGAAUUGAACUUUACGACUGCCAACUGAUCACUAGAGUUGGCAUACGUAGAUUAAGAACACAUUUGCCGAAUAUAAAAGUCCACGCAUACUUUGCACCGGUCACGCCACCUCCUAGUGCGGGAGCAUCCCGACAACGAUAUUGUCGAUGCUGCGUCAUUCUGUGAUUUAUCAUACAAAUGAUACUGAAGUAAAUCGUCCUUUUGAUCUUACUACUCAAGACGUCUUUUCAAAAGACGUUUUUGACUUUUCUCGGUGGUCGUUGUUAACGUUUAACAACAGCGAUUAUGGGACCCUAUAUUGUGGUUACCGGAGAACACUGGAACCCUGGUUGCCUAUCUUCGAUGCUGAGUGUGAAACUCGCUGUCUAUUUAUAAAUGACUAUUUCAAACGUUUUCAAUUAAUUCGAGCUCCACACACACGCAACGAGAGAGAACAAGAAAGAAAGAAAGAAAGAAAGAAAGAAGGAAGGAAGGAAGGAAGGAAGGAAGGAAGGAAGGAAAGAAAGGUAGAAAGAAAGAGAGAGAGAGAGAGAGAGAGAGAGAGAGAGAGAGAGAGAGAGAGAGAGUACGGUACGUCACCAUUACCAUCGUCGUCACCAUAAAGAGUCACUGCUGCAAACUGCAAUUUAAUUACUAAAAUCUAUUAAACCGCGUCAUGCUGCUGUUACUCCUAAUCCUUCUUAUUGUUAGAUUAUUUCGCGUUAUAUUAUUGUUUUAAUUAAUAAUGACAUAUAUAUAUAAAUAAAUAUAAAUAUAUAUGUCAUAUAAUUUUUUCUUAUCGCAUUGUCACAUUGCAAGGACAGUCCGAAAAGGAAAGAAAUCUUUGGGUUUCGUUGAUAACACGAAUCGUAGAUAUAAACGCUAUUAUAUCCUUUAAAAAAAGAAAAAACAUUUCGUUCGUAAAAUUUGUCCAAUCUUUCACGUCUUAUAUAUAUAUAUAUAUAUAGGAACGAUUUAUUUUUUUUUUAUUAUAUUUUAAUUUUUAAUUUUUAAUUUGCGUUUUUUAUCAGUUUUUAAACUUCGAACCCUUACCAACGUUUUUUUUAAACUGAGAACAAACGGUUAAACCAAACUUGUAGAGUCGUUUAAAAAAAAAAAAAAAAAGAAAAAAAAAAGAAAAAACAAUUAACGUAUUUACUUUUUAAUCUUAAUAAUCUUGUUAGCCCAUCCGAUUUAUGGGAACGUACGUCCUGUAGCAGUUUCUUGACGAACACUGCCUGUAAUGCUAUUAAUAUUUAAACAAACAAAAAAAUAAUUAAAAAAGAAAAGAAGAAGAUGAUGAUAAAAAGCAAACAAAAAAGAAGACAAAAGUUAUGUGAUAGGAAGAGACACUCUUACUCGACUUAUAUUAUUAUUAAUAAAGUGUGUUGUAGUAGAAUUUUGUUCUCUUAACGUAGAAUGAGAAAAACGAAGAAGAAGAAGAAGAAGAAGAAAAAAAAUACCAAGAGAGAACAAAAUAUGACCGUCGUGUCUUUGAUGGAAUACGUUUUUCAAUCGGUCCAUCCAUGAAACUUUGACGGUACCUACGGGUUUCUUUCCUUUUUAGGAGAACGCAUGUCGCUGACUCGACUCGACUCUGCGCACAACUUCUUUAAACAAAAAGAAAAAGGAAACAAACAAACAAAAAAUAGAAAAAAAAAAGUAAUAAAAAAGAA